AUGAAGCUACAGAUAAUUGUUCAACAUGUGAAAUUAGAUCGCAAGCUCCUGAAGCCUCAGGUGGAGAGAAAGAGGCGGGAAAGGAUCAACCGCAGCCUGGAGACACUUUGUAAGAUGCUGAUGCAAGACAAAGACAACAACCAGAAAAGAGCAGAGAAAGCCGAGAUUCUGGAGCACACGGUUGCCUUCCUGAAGACCAGUGAUGUCCAGAGUGGUUUCCAGAGCGGUUUCUCCUCGUGUCUUCAGAGGGCGUCCGAGUUCCUCCACACGGCCGGUCUGACCAGAGAGCAGCAGGAGAGUCUCUCGUCUCGUCUAGACAUGGUGGCGUCUCGCCUGGACAUGGUGGCGUCUCGCCUGCAUUCUCCUCCUCUUCCUCCUCCUCCUCAUCAUCAUCUUCACCACCAGAAGCCUGGCGCCGCCGUGCCCCUCUCACCCCCCGUGGUCUCUAGGCAACCGAGCCCCCGGGCAUCAGCGCUGAAGGCCCUGCUAAGCCACAGGUGGGCAGGUGACCUCACUUCCUGCCACGUGACGUCACCAAGAGGUGAGAGGACGGGGAUGGCGGCCAGUAACCAUGGCGACAGGAAGACUCCCUGCACCCCGCCCUCCGCAGCUCGCCCCUCCCCCUCUGCCCCCCUCACCACGGCAACCACACCCGUCUCCAAGACAACCUGUCACCCACGGCGACUCCUGGCCCCCGCCCAGCCCAUGUGGAGGCCCUGGCCCUGAAGGACAGCUGUCAAUCAGGACUGUUGCAUAGCAACCAAUCAAAAUAUCAACAAGGACUGUGGCUUGGCAACCACUCAAACUGUCAGACAUGAGAGUUGCUGAGCCU
Engraulis encrasicolus (European anchovy) is the source of this 832-nucleotide messenger RNA. RefSeq names its product transcription factor HES-7-like. Gene Ontology annotation, molecular function: DNA-binding transcription factor activity, RNA polymerase II-specific; RNA polymerase II cis-regulatory region sequence-specific DNA binding; protein dimerization activity. The coding region runs from base 1 to 726 and encodes 241 amino acids. NCBI's taxonomy places the organism in Eukaryota, Metazoa, Chordata, Actinopteri, Clupeiformes, Engraulidae. Gene Ontology annotation, biological process: regulation of neurogenesis; anterior/posterior pattern specification; regulation of transcription by RNA polymerase II. Gene Ontology annotation, cellular component: nucleus. The record is from RefSeq and is a predicted model, not a curated record. The transcript has 3 exons.